This is a messenger RNA of Hydractinia symbiolongicarpus, 1023 nucleotides long. Its product is annotated as ficolin-1-like. The transcript is spliced from 5 exons. The record is from RefSeq and is a predicted model, not a curated record. NCBI's taxonomy places the organism in Eukaryota, Metazoa, Cnidaria, Hydrozoa, Anthoathecata, Hydractiniidae. Bases 1 to 1023 code for a protein of 340 amino acids.
AUGAGGUUGUAUCCUUUCAUACUAACAUUAAUUGGAGCUGUACAGAAAUGCUUUCCACAAGGAUGCAACCGGGAAAGAAUGGCCUUCGAACAAGUAAACUAUUCAUUUCCAACAUCAUCAAGCAUGGCCAUCAAACCUCCAUUUCCAAUGCAACAUGUAGAGAACUGUAUUGAACGAUGUCGAGAAACACCUACUUGUAAAUCUUGUGGUUUAGCAAAACAAGGUGGUGAAACGUUUUGUCACCUGUUUCGUCGCGAUCGAUUCCUAUUGCCACUUCCUACAUCCCCAAAACCUGGAUAUCUUGUGAAGUAUUCAGUUCCACAUGCUAAAGAUUGUAAGGAUGUGUAUGAGAGAGGAUUUAUUGAAACUGGUGUGUAUAAAGUAGGGGAGUUAUACAGAUACUGCGAAAUGAACUAUCUUGGUGGUGGAUGGACAGUCGUAGUAAAUCGCAUCAAUGGCGUUGCUAACUUUAACAAAACGUGGAAUUCUUAUAAAGAAGGUUUUGGUAACUUGAAAAACGAGUUUUGGUUGGGAAAUGAGUACUUACAUCUACUUACUAAAGAUACGGAAAACGAAGUAUUGUUCGUCAUGAAAAAAUUCACCGAUAGUAAAGAAUACAUGGCGUUGUAUGAUGGGUUUAGUGUCGGUGAUAAUUCUACUAGAUACAGAUUGACGACCGGAACGUACACAGAAGAUGGAAUCGCAUUUCCUGCUGGAGACAGCUUCUCUUACCAUGAUAGCGAAGACUUUAAAACUUACGAUAAUGAUAAUUCCUACUUGUGUGCACAGUAUAGUGCUUGGUGGAUGAAGAAAUGUUAUAAAAGCGCGUUAAAUGGAAGAUAUUCAAGUAAAGGGUCAUGUGAAGUAAAAUGUAUUCAUUGGGGAACUUUAUCAGGAUUUAAUAACUCUCUUGAAAAAGUCACAAUGAUGGAAUAUAUGAAUAGAAAAGUUCUUCUCUCGCAAAUAACUCUGCAAAAUAUCACGAAAGACUCUACUAAAUCUUGUGGUACAGUAACUGAUUAA